Messenger RNA from Echinostoma caproni, 513 nucleotides. Lineage: Eukaryota; Metazoa; Platyhelminthes; Trematoda; Plagiorchiida; Echinostomatidae. The record is from the annotation of a GenBank genome assembly.
AUGCGAAAAGGUCAGCGCCUUAAAUUAUGCGCAAUUGCCAAAAAGGGAUUUGGCAAGGAGCAUGCCAAAUGGAAUCCGACCGCUGGUGUUGGCUUCGAGUAUGAUCCGGAUAAUGCGCUUCGUCAUACAUUUCUGCAAAAACCAGAGGAGUGGCCACGUUCAGAGUACUCCACCCUACCAGAGAACGAGCAUCAAGCUCCUUUUGAUCCAAAUGGAAAGAUAGAGGAGAACAACACAAUGCUGAACGAUGAGUUUAUUGCCCAGCGCGUCGGACUUAUUCCUCUAACGUCAGACAAUGUCGUGGAUAAGAUGGCUUAUUUUCGUGAAUGUCCUUGUCGUGAAUUCUGCGAACAAUGUUCUGUGGAACUUACACUAGACGUGUGCUGCACCACAGAUGCUCCUAGACAUGUGACCGGUGCGGAUUUGCUCAGCAGCAACCGAGAAGUUCAACCUGUCCCUUCCAGAGAUGCAGACGAUUCAUCGUACGUUGGUCAGGAAAGCGCUUUUAAAUAG